Molecule: messenger RNA, 561 nt
Organism: Fusarium mangiferae
Lineage: Eukaryota; Fungi; Ascomycota; Sordariomycetes; Hypocreales; Nectriaceae
Exons: 1
Coding region: 1-561 (186 amino acids)
Source: RefSeq, a predicted model, not a curated record
AUGUCUAACAACCUGUCAGACGGUGGUUUUCAUGGAAAUUUUGGGGUUACAUGGUUUCCCCGGUGCCGAUUCGGGGGUAGAUUCGGCGGUGUAGCGAUAGGCUGGCCCGCAAAGGGCGGCUACUACAGCCAUUUGUGCUCAGCAGCAGAACUGGUGUUCCUUGGUAUCGAUCGAUUCAAACCCGCCAACAAGUCAGACGAGCCUGACAAAGAGGAGGCUCACUGUGCCAAAAUGCGACAGCUUGGAGCCAAAUGGUACCGCGACCCCUUCCAUCAACUUUCAGACCAAGACAAGAACGACGAUCCGGAUGCUCCCCGCUUGUUCGUGGGCUGGCCGGCCGACGGUGGUGUUUGGGCUAUACAUACUACCUUGUUUGACUCUGAGAAGAGAGGCCUGGGAAGGAUCGGAAACGCCUUUACUAUGUCAGAGCGCUGUGAAGUAAUCAAACAGCUUGGCGGCUCAUUUUAUAACGAUCCUAAGGAGUGCUCUUUUCUUGAUCUCGAUGGCUCUAAAGAUGAAGAAAAUAGAAGCAGUGCUAUGUCUGGUGGCGACAUCUUCUAG